AUGGAAGACCCAUCAAUGCCUAGUGGCUUUCUCAAUCUUUCCAAUCAGUCCUUAUCAUCGUUAGAAUCUCAGUCAUUUCAAUAUACGCGAGCGAUAACCCAAUUUAUUGAUAUAUCUCGGAAUAAGCUAUCAAAUGCGAGCUUUUUAUCAGGAUUUUCCAAAUUACUUCUGAUCAAUGCAGAUUAUAAUUUUUUCAACUCUUUAGGGUCUUUUCCAAGCUUGCCAACACUGGAUACUCUUUGUUUGAACUCAAACCAGAUUUCUGAUUUGCCAGCAGCACUUGACCAUAUUUGUUCGAAAUUUCCCAAUGUCAAACAUCUAAGCUUAAUGAGAAACCCAUGCUGCCCUUUUUUAGAUGAAAGAGUAUCGGACCAGGAAAGGCUUAAUUACAGAAUGAGUGUUAUUGCACAUUUACCAAAUUUAAUGUCUUUAGACGGGUCAAUGGUAAGUAGUAAUGAAAGAGAAAUGGCUAAUAAAUGAGCCAGAGACCAUCAAACCGGACCAAGGCCUGCUGUCACACCUUUUCGAUAUGAAGCAAUCCCUGAGCCGGCGCGUGAAACUUCGAUAAAAGUCUCUAUGAAAGCACCUGAAAAGAAAAAGAAAGCCACAACAAGUGAAGGAAACCGAUUUAUUACAAACAAAGAACUGUAA
This is a messenger RNA of Blepharisma stoltei, 651 nucleotides long. NCBI's taxonomy places the organism in Eukaryota, Ciliophora, Heterotrichea, Heterotrichida, Blepharismidae. The record is from the annotation of a GenBank genome assembly.